Messenger RNA from Chinchilla lanigera (long-tailed chinchilla), 652 nucleotides. RefSeq names its product presenilin enhancer gamma secretase subunit (gene Psenen). Lineage: Eukaryota; Metazoa; Chordata; Mammalia; Rodentia; Chinchillidae. The record is from RefSeq and is a predicted model, not a curated record. Gene Ontology annotation, cellular component: gamma-secretase complex. Gene Ontology annotation, biological process: Notch receptor processing. The transcript is spliced from 4 exons. The coding region runs from base 199 to 504 and encodes 101 amino acids.
GCGUUACCUCGCCAAAAAAAAAAGACUACAAGCUCCAGAAAAACCUGCGGCCUCUCGCACAGACUUCAGUGGCUGAAAAUAGUAAAGGCGUCCAAGGCAGCGGAAACAACCACUGGGGCGUGGUUGUUCGUGAUCCUAGCAUCUGUCACUUGAAUUUUGCUCCGCAGGCUCGUGGGACGACCAGACUUCAACGCAGCGAUGAACUUGGAGCGGGUCUCCAAUGAGGAGAAGUUGAACCUGUGCCGGAAGUACUAUCUGGGUGGUUUUGCAUUCCUGCCUUUUCUGUGGUUGGUCAACAUCUUCUGGUUCUUCCGAGAGGCUUUCCUUGUUCCAGCCUACACAGAGCAGAGCCAAAUCAAAGGCUAUGUCUGGCGCUCAGCUGUGGGCUUCCUCUUCUGGGUAAUUGUGCUCACCACCUGGAUCACCAUCUUCCAGAUCUACCGGCCUCGCUGGGGUGCCCUUGGGGACUACCUCUCCUUUACCAUACCUUUGGGGACCCCAUGACAACUUCAGCACAGGAUGGCGACUUGCUCUUUGUCCCAGGAUGGGCUCCUCUGCUCUGAGCUUACUGUCAAGCCUCAGACUUGUAAAAGUUGUGCCCAGCUCCCAUCUUCUUUGCUGACAUCCCCCAAUAAAGGACCUUAACAUUCGA